CCUGCUGUGUAAACACUGUUUCCACAUGCAGCCACAGCUCACUGGUUUCCUGUGUUUGUGGUAAAUCAGUGAAUGUACAGAUUCAAAAUGAAAUCGGCUCACCUGUGCACAAAAACGUAGAGGUUAUCAUUCACUGAGUUCAUGUGACUCACAUGUUAAUGUAGUAGUGUGAAUGAAUCCAAACACUGAGAAUUACAGGUGUGUUCAGGUGAAGUGAUUCUAUAAAUCCUGCACCCACUGAGAGCGUUUCUUCCUACGUGGAGCCCAUUUCUCCUUUUUAGUUAAGUCUCCACAUUGACGUUGAGGUUUCAGGUUCAUUUGUUUGACCUUUGACCUGGACCUGGGUCUCUAAUAGUCCAACAGAGUCCUGCCUGAAACCAGUUAGUAACCAGUUUGUUUUUGUGUCAGUGCUGCUGGUCGUCAGGCAACAAACUGUCACGAGACAAAAAACAGUGAAAAUCCCCCAAAGAACAGGAGACAGGAAAACGCCUAAUGAGGCCCCGUUAGGGACCUUAGAGGGGAGACAGGUGGGAGAGAGCUGCUCAGGUGUGUCAGAGCACAGAGGAGAACACAUUUGAACACCAGCAGCGGGCCGGACUCUGUCUGCUGGAACCGAAGGGAAAGUGGACGUGGACUCAGCAGCACUUCCUGCAGUUCUCUUCUUUGUGGACUUUGAUGGACAGACGGGCGCACGGAUCCUGAGCUGCUGAGACACCACAGAGAUGGGCUGUCUGGGCGGGAAAACCGAUGAAGAACGACUGGAUGAAAAAGCGAAGAGAGAAGCGAACAAGAAGAUCGAGAAACAGCUGCAGAGGGAAAGACAGGCCUACAAAGCCACACACAGACUCUUACUGCUGGGUGCAGGAGAGUCGGGUAAAAGCACCAUUGUCAAGCAGAUGAGGAUUCUUCACGUGGAUGGUUUUAAUGCUGAGGAGAAGCAGCAAAAGGUUCAGGACAUCAGGAAGAACGUGAAAGACGCCAUUGUGACCAUCGUGUCAGCUAUGACUAUGCUGACUCCACCCGUGUCCCUGGGUAACCCUGGCAACCAGUUCAGAGUGGACUACAUCAGGAGCAUCGCACCCCUGUCAGACUUUGAAUACACAGAGGAAUUCUUUGAGCAUACUCAGAAGCUGUGGGAGGAUGACGGCGUGAAGGCGUGCUUCGAGCGCGCCAACGAAUAUCAGCUGAUCGACUGCGCCCAGUACUUCCUGAACAGGUUGGACUCAGUCCGGAGGCCCGACUACUCACCUACUGACCAGGACCUGCUGCGCUGCAGAGUUCUGACUUCAGGGAUUUUUGAAACCAGGUUUCAGGUGGACAAAGUCAACUUCCAUAUGUUUGAUGUAGGAGGACAGCGGGAUGAGCGCAGGAAGUGGAUUCAGUGCUUCAACGAUGUGACUGCCAUCAUCUUCGUGGCAGCGAGCAGCAGCUACAACAUGGUGAUCCGAGAGGACAACUCCACCAACCGCCUCCGGGAAUCUCUGGACCUCUUCAGAUCCAUCUGGACCAACAGGUUCCUGAAGACAAUCUCAGUGAUUCUCUUCCUGAACAAACAGGAUGUUCUGGCUGAGAAGAUUCUGGCUGGAAAGUCGAAGCUGGAGGAUUAUUUCCCGGAAUACAACAACUACCAGCCUCCAGCUGACGCUGUUCCAGACAAUGAUGAAGACCCCAAAGUGAUGAGAGCCAAGUUCUUCAUCAGGGACGAGUUUCUGAGGAUCAGUACCGCGAGCGGCGACGGCAAACAUUACUGCUACCCUCAUUUCACCUGUGCCGUCGACACUGAGAACAUCCGCCGCGUCUUCAACGACUGCCGUGACAUCAUCCAGCGAAUGCACCUGCGGCAGUACGAGCUGUUGUGAUUGGCUUCCAGGCACGCCUGGCUCCGCCCACUCUGAAGAAGUUGAUAUGUAAUCAAUGCUGAUAGCUGAUCAAUGCUCAUAGUGUAUAUGUUAUUAGUGAUAAAAUACUUAAACAGCAGUUUGAUCCGUUUGAAUAAUUAAACACCUUUGACCUGUGAACUUGGGGUCAAAGGUCAGUCCUUAUUCAGAAACAUUCUCAAACAUCUUUACUUUAAUGCUUGUCUAAC
This is a messenger RNA of Archocentrus centrarchus (flier cichlid), 2086 nucleotides long. RefSeq names its product guanine nucleotide-binding protein G(olf) subunit alpha-like. Gene Ontology annotation, cellular component: heterotrimeric G-protein complex; cytoplasm. Bases 723 to 1859 code for a protein of 378 amino acids. Gene Ontology annotation, biological process: sensory perception of chemical stimulus; adenylate cyclase-activating dopamine receptor signaling pathway. Lineage: Eukaryota; Metazoa; Chordata; Actinopteri; Cichliformes; Cichlidae. Gene Ontology annotation, molecular function: GTP binding; G protein-coupled receptor binding; G-protein beta/gamma-subunit complex binding. The transcript is spliced from 13 exons. The record is from RefSeq and is a predicted model, not a curated record.